Messenger RNA from Cydia amplana, 2212 nucleotides. RefSeq lists its product as uncharacterized. The record is from RefSeq and is a predicted model, not a curated record. Gene Ontology annotation, cellular component: transcription elongation factor complex. Lineage: Eukaryota; Metazoa; Arthropoda; Insecta; Lepidoptera; Tortricidae. Bases 84 to 2171 code for a protein of 695 amino acids. The transcript has 16 exons.
UUUAUAAGUUCAACUAAUGUAAAACAAUCACAAGAAACAAGUAGUACUGAAAUAAAUUAAUAACUGUAACAAAUUUACAAAUUAUGGAACACAUACGACAGUAUGACUGGUGCACAUUUCUGCCAGACACUCCUUUUUUUGUCACAGAGUCGGAACUUGACAACUGUGUUACGGAAAAGAUAUUACGGAACAAGUUCUCGAACCCGCUGAUCUCCAGCGACUCUGAGGAAGAAGAGAAGGCUCCAAAGAUUGACUGGAAUCUUGUAUUUAAAAAAAGGAAUAAUGAGCAGAACGUCCACCGCAUCUUCGUGCCGGGGCUCCGCCCCCCGCCGGCCUACACGCGGCUGUCGGCGCUGUCGUCACACCAGCACCACCUUGGGCUGAAGGUGUUAUGUGCAGACAACCCGAGCAUACUGGAGGACGAGUUCAUGGCUAAACCAACUAAGUUUGAUGUGCAAGCUUUUGCGGCAAUACAAGAAACAUUGCAAAAAGAGCAAAAGGAAUACAUAGACUGGGCCAAGAGUCUCUGGGUGAACGGCCAGUGCAUCAGAGCUCUCCGGCCCAAACCUCUAAUAGAGUCCGUGUAUGAGGCCGAGUUCAAAGUGCGGGCUAUCCAGAUGAAGGGGUACCCGAGGUUGUUCGAGCUGGUGGCGCAGAUACCCAUGGAACCGGCCGGGGAGUAUGAUAUGGUGAUGGAAAAGGAGCUUAUUGGAGUAAACCCAUCGGAGCUACUGAAAGUAGAGAAACCGGUGAACAUCCGAAAACAGCUGUCCGUGAUGCGGCUCAGCGCCGUCCCGGAGCCCUGCGACCAGCACCCGGUCCGGUUCAUACUGCCACACGAGAAAAGCAUCUCCGUCCUACCUGUGACAGAAGUGUACCGGACCCUAGCAGAGUACGCGAUAGACAAUGGAGCCCUAUUCAUAGCUAGUGAGGGUGCGCUGCGCUGUAUGGCGGAGCGACGAGCGUGGGCACUACCUGUCUCUGUCUACAGCGUUACACAGCCCGGCCCCUCGCCUGAGAACGUGAACGUGACCGUGCUGGGAAGCGAGUUCCUGAACAAGCAGGAAAACGUGAUGAGGCGCACUUUCAGGGCGCUCAGGCACCUGCUCGAGGUGGCUCUAGUGCCGGCAUCAGAACUGACCAAGAGGUCGCAAGCGCCGGAAGUAGAAGUCGUGCCUGAAACUACAUCUUCACAGGAACCUGUGUGGCCGGACGACACGAGUGACGAGGAAGACAACCUGUUCAUCGACUUCGAUGAAGCCUCGACGAAAGAAAGAGACAUAGAACCACACAGCAAGAAUACAGACGUACAGACAGAGAUGGAAGUGGACAAAUGCACGCCACAGAAAGAGACGAAGAAUACAACAAAUGUUAACAGAAGUUUUAUUGAAGGAUUCGGGGUUUAUAAGUGUACAUGCCAAGAUUCAGUAUUCGAGCGGCCGCCGCCGCGUUCGUUCAGGAAAUGGCGGUUCAGAAAGAAAUCCUCUUCGGAAAGUUUCGAAGUCAUCGUCCACUGCGCGCACAAAUUCAAAGGAUCAGCUGGUGAGAUUCUAUUGGAGCCUGUACCGGAAUACCAGGCGGACAUGGGCGCGAGCAAGCAGUCCGAAGAUAGGAUCACGAGUGUUGCCCUCUCGCUCGCACUCAGGGACAGCAAUACUAGCGUACUCAAUGUGAGACUCGACGCUGAAUCCGGCGACAUCAUCACAACGGAAGAAUGUACCCGCGCGCAGUUCUACUCUGACCACGGUGACCGCAGCCACCACGUGGCCGGCGUGGUACACUCGGCGCUGAGCCAGCUGCAAGGGCUCGUGCCGGGACACUACGUCAUGCAGCACGAGCCAAAUCACGGUCUCAACGCAAUACUCUACGCCCCUCGCAACACGGGCAAAGAGCAACAACUGAAACUAGAGUUCGACAGCACACAACCAGCGGAGGCCGACGAGGCCAAAACUGUCAAGGCCCCGCCGCAGCUGAUCCCGGCCUUAUUACCGUGGCAUAAGUUCCGCAAGGUCCUGCCGUGCACGUUCACGCACUACCAGAACCAGCUGGCCAAGCCCAAGAAGCAGCCGCCUCGGAAGAAGACGCCGCCGCGCGCGCUCAAGAACGAGGAGAAACGCGGACGGCAGAAAAAGUGGCCAAAGAAGCGUGGAGGUCUCAAGAAAGCCGAAUGAAAUGAAGUUGAAUAAAAAUAAAUAAUUAACAUGUUAAAUAA